AAAAAAAAAAAAAAAGUGGCAGCCCAAACAAUUAAAAAUUCGAUGGCGCCAUCGACUCCCUUUAUUUUAUUCUCUUGGUUACUAUGAGUUCCUAUCCUCCUGAAUUAUCCACAAACCAGCUGGACUUUCUGCGUGAUACUGCGACUGACUGGGCCCUUGCGCACGGUCUCGUGGUCCGUCCAACCGCCGACAAACAAGUGCAUUUCUCCAACCACGCCGCCGUCAUUCACGCUCCCUUUGCCUUAUACCCUACCCCUUUCCCGCGGACCGAAUUCGAAAAGGCCAAAGGUUUGCAGCAAGCAUGGAACCUUCUCAUUCACAAAAUGAGCCAAGACGACGACCUCAUUCACGAAAUCAUGCAAACGUAAGCCCAUGUGUAAUGACCGUCCCCCACCCUCCUGUUAUGCAUGCCUGACAUGAAGCCCCAUGCUAUGCUUCUAGAUUGUCCAACGUGGAUUCGUUCAUGGAUAAUCUCUAUCAGAUCUACUGCAAGGUGCGAAAAGAAGGUGUUGCUCAGUCAGCAUCCCUUGGUAUCCACCGCUGUGAUUAUUUAUUGCACACACCUCAAGGCGCGAGUGCCAGAACGGCUCGCAUCCAACAAGUCGAGUUCAACACUGUUUCUGCGAGUUUUGGCAGCUUAUGUUCUCGAACGAGCGAGCUUCACAAAUACCUUCACGUGGCUGUGGAUAAUUAUGCGAACGGGAUGAUCAAACUCAACCAACUUCCAGACAAUCGAGCCAUUGACGCUUUGGCCAACGGCUUGGCUUGUGCUUGGAAGGUGUACGGAAAACCAGAUGCCCGAGUGCUGAUGAUCGUUCAAGGCGGUGAACGCAAUAUUUUUGAUCAACGCUGGAUCGAAUACAAUUUAUUAAAAGUUCACGGUAUUCGUAUGAUGCGUCGCACCAUGGGCGAGGUGCAUGCCACGGCUACCCUUGAUCCUACCACCAAAGCUUUGAUCAUUGAUGGCCAUGAAAUUGCAGUGUCCUAUUACAGAGCGGCUUAUGGGCCAGAAGAUUUCUUUGGUCCAGAGGAAUGGGAAGCACGGUUAACCGUGGAACGAUCGGCUUCGAUCAAAUGUCCAACUGUUGCGUACCAGCUUGUGGGUGCCAAAAAAGUGCAGCAAGUGUUGUCAGUGCCUGGCCGUCUUGAACGUUAUGUGGAUAAGUAUACGGCGGAUCUUUUGCGAGAAUCGUUUGCUGGUUUAUACCCGCUCGAUAAUUCUCCCGAAGGAAUCAAGGCUUACCAAGCGGCGAUGGAAAAUCCCGAGAAAUACGUGUUGAAGCCGCAGCGAGAAGGAGGAGGUCAUAAUUUCUACGGAAAAGAGAUUGUGAAUGUUUUGAACAAGUUGAGCGAGGAAGAACGUAACGCAUACAUCUUGAUGGAUUUGAUUCAGAGCCCUCCGUUGCAGAAUUUGAUGGUUCGUGAAGGCGAAAUCAUUAAAGGCGACGUGAUCAGUGAAUUGGGCAUUUACGGUAUCUACGUACAUGACGGUGAAAAUGAAGUGCAUAAUGAAAUCGGAGGUCAUUUGCUGCGUACCAAGGCCCAUAAUACCAACGAAGGCGGCGUGGCGGCCGGAUUUGCGGUCAUUGACAGUCCUCUUCUUAUCGACUAGGCACUUUUUUCAUCCCAUAUCCAAAAAAGUUUUGUAACCCCACUAUCCAUGAUCCGACUGCUAACUAACCAGGUGAUAAAAACCAUCUUUGGAUGAUAAUCAUUCUUGGAACAAGAACAACCAAGCUCAUGUAGAUCAGAUGAUAGAAGAAGGCAACUAUUGUAUCCAUGCAACAGGAAUUUAUUGUCUUGUCAGAUGGAAUAUAAUCACACAGAGAGGGGAGUAAAACACAAGAAUGAGGUGCAAAGAAAGGGCUUAAAGAACCGAUGGGAUCAAGAAAACGAGAAAGGACAGCAGUUGACGCACAGCAGGGUGGGGUCGAUCGGACUUGAACUGUUAUCAGAUGUAAAUCAUGUUUGAUGGAUCCAAUCCCCCUGACCCUCAAAAAAAAAAAUGAAUGGAUAAAACGGCUGCGUUAUCCGAUCGGUUUUCCUGAUUUUCC
Molecule: messenger RNA, 2054 nt
Organism: Radiomyces spectabilis
Lineage: Eukaryota; Fungi; Mucoromycota; Mucoromycetes; Mucorales; Radiomycetaceae
Product: glutathione synthetase
Exons: 7
Coding region: 464-1612 (382 amino acids)
Biological process (GO): glutathione biosynthetic process
Cellular component (GO): cytosol
Molecular function (GO): glutathione binding; glutathione synthase activity; ATP binding
Source: RefSeq, a predicted model, not a curated record